Molecule: messenger RNA, 3972 nt
Organism: Fonsecaea erecta
Lineage: Eukaryota; Fungi; Ascomycota; Eurotiomycetes; Chaetothyriales; Herpotrichiellaceae
Exons: 4
Coding region: 1-3972 (1323 amino acids)
Molecular function (GO): protein binding
Source: RefSeq, a predicted model, not a curated record
AUGACUUCUAUCCCGCCUGAUUGGGCCACUCACAAGGACUUGCUCAGUCACCUGUACCGCGAUCAGAAUUGGUCCCAGGCAUCUGUUGCAAAGCACAUGGAAACCCACCAUGGUGCAGGUCAAUACGAACGUCAAUUCAGAAAAUGGGGAUGGAGGAAGUAUACCGCUGCCGAAACGUGGCGCUGCUUAGACUUCAAGUUGCGAAAACGAGAAAGAGCAGGGCUUGAGAGUGAAGUGGUCUUGAAUGGGGUGGUACAACCUCCGAGAAAGAUUCGAAAGGAGCUGCACCGCCAUGUUCCCAGCACGAGAGCCUACCCUGAAGAUGGACCAAGCCCUCAGAUGCCUCCCGAAAUCCAAGUCAGGACUCCUCUGGCCAUGUGUGGCAACAGCCCGCUUGAGCAACGGGGGUCGAUGUCCAUGAGCUUACCGACCCAUGUUGAGGCCUCUCUGAGCUGGAUUCUACCGUUUGCGACCAAACUGCCGACGUUCAGUGGUCUGAAAAUAUUGCAGGAAGCUUUCUUGUCAAGGGUCACGGAGAAUAGAUUCGAGCAAAUUGAAGGAUCUGCAUACCCUUCGAGCUGUACAGCAAAUCUCGAUCUCAUCCCCGCGACACACGAAAGUCAACUUAUACAACAUAGCUACUCUAGCCCAGAUGUGCCAGGCGAUCAUAUUGCCGUGUGGUGUAAAACAGGUGUCUUGCCAGACAGUACUUCGACGGAAUGGAACAUCAUUAGCCAGAGCCAUGCCAUCCUGUCGACCUUCGACAUGACUUCAGGUCUGAUGCCAAUUCGUGGUGUGAAAAAAUCAACACUGGAACACUAUCUCAUGUUCAGAAAAGUAUUCAUACUAAGUACCAGCAAACAGAUUCCCCCGAAUUCCGAGGUAUUGAAAAGUUUGCUGCCUCUACUCAAGAGUCCACUUAGCCAAGCCUUUCUUAAGGAGCUGGUUUCUAGGGACAAGAUUGCUGGUCAUGACUUUGUGGAAAAUCUUCUUCAUUCUGCAAUUUGUGCAAAAGAUCCAUCAAUCGUUGCGCCACUCUUGCGACUUGGAUGCGAUCCGAACCGGCAAGUCUUGGAUUCUAACGAACCGAAAUCUCUCCUACUAGUAGCAGCGGAAAUGGGAGAAUUGAGCGUUGUUGAAAUACUCGUUGAUGCAGGCGCUGAUGUCAACGGAAUGCCCUCGCCCCUGGUUGCCGCCGUUGACGGAGAAUUUCUGGACGUGGUGGAGUAUUUGCUUCGGUGUGGAAGUCAUGAUAACUGUCGGGUCCAAGUUCAACACCGUUGUUCUGCUCUGGUCGCGGCUGCCCGACUGGGCAAUCUCGAGAUGACAAGGCUUUUGUUGACCGCGCUCGCCCAUGAUGAUUAUCGACGACAGUUUCUGCAUGAAGCACUUCGCGACUUGAUCAUGUCGUCCGGCAUCAGAUCCGACCAAGAUGGACGUGAUGAAAUUCUAAAAAUGCUUCUCGCGGAUGGAGCUAAUCCGGAAUAUACCGUGUAUUGGGAGACGGUUGCUCGAUCAAAAUCUCGUGGAUUGUUUGACGAUGAGUCUGACGAUGAUUCUGACGAUGAUUCUGACGAUGAUUCUGGCGAUGAUUCUGGCGAAUCGUGCGAGACCCGAUACUGGACUGCUUUAGAAUAUUCGGCCAAACGCGGUCAUCUUGACUUUGUGGCAACACUGCUCGAAAAUGGUGCACACAUCAGUGAGAUGGCCAUCCUGGCCGCCAUUACGAACCGUCAUGCGGAAUUGGCUUGCUUCCUACUUGAAAAGAUGAAAUGUGGCAGCUUGAGUCAUCCGCACGGCUAUGAGAUGCUUCGAAAUGCCAUUGAUCACGUAGAUGCGGAACGAAACACAAACCUGGUGAGAGCACUACUGAAAGCAGGUGCAAAACCAAACAAGUUUCUCGGAGAAGACUGGGGUGUUGAAUCAGAUCGACAUAGCGACGAAGACUUCUCUGAUGAUCCUGUGGUAGCAGAGCUAUUGACCGCCAAGUACAGAAGUUCUGAAAGCUCGCUGCUGGCAAUUGCUGCUGAACACGGCCAUGCUGGGCUCCUCGACCUCUUGCUCUCAGCUGGGGCCUGGAUAAUCCCGCCACAGCAUCCUCAUUACACGUUUCCCAUUAAAGGUCCUACCAUACUUGAUCGAGGAGCCAAGAGCGGAAAGAUCGAGAUUCUUGAGCGGUUGAUAGAAGCCGGUGCAGAUAUUCCCUCCUCUAGAGAGGCUCUAGUUCACGUCAUCGAGAAGCUUCAAAAUCCUGAAAUAGUGUGGAGGCUCAUUCAAGGUGGAGUCGACGUGAACCGAUCCAUUGUGGAAAAAGCGUCCAGUAAGACCACGACACCCCUUCAAGCUGCUGUGCGGAUUCGGAACCCGGCCAUCACACAGAUGCUUCUCGACGCUGGUGCUAAACAGACCCUUGUGAAGCCAAUUACAAAGCACAAACUUCUUUAUGAAGCCCUUUGUGACGCUAUCAAAGCUCGGGAUCACGAUUUGAUCGAUAUGUUGUUGCAGUCAGGCGCAGACGUCAACAACCCUCCUGGAAAAAGAGACAACAACACAGCCCUUGAAGCUGCUGUUACAAUGGAGGAUUUGAACUUGGUAUUGAAGCUCUUACAACUGGGUUCUGAUCCUAACGACUCGCGGGCGCUGUUGGCGGCGGCGAUGCCCAACUGUCCUGCUGCGUUUAUGGAAGCCCUGCUCAGUUGGCCAGUGUGCGCACCGCGUAGUGCUCAUUAUGGAUGUGCUGCUCUCCAAAUUGCCAUUCGAACACAAGACUAUACCAAAGUACAAAGGCUUCUCCAGGCUGGUGUCAGAUGUGAUGAACACGCACCUAAGAGCGAGUCCUCCUUCCAGACGAAAAGAGGCGAACACUUCUCGAUUUCCACGGAUUUGACUGCGCUGGGUUCUGCAUUGAAGUUCGAUCAGGGCCAAUGUGGGCCUAUCCUGCGCAUUAUCUUUGCUGCGGGAACGGAUCCCAAUGCCCUCGUUGAUUAUGACCACUAUCGCCGAUGCAAUGGUCUUCAAUUCGCUGUGGCUGAAAACAGAUGCGACCUAGCACACUUUAUGAUAGCUGGCGGGGCGGACGUCAAUUUCAAGGAUUCCACCGGCUUUUCUCGCUUCUCUGACCUACCGAUUUGCAUCGCAGUCGCCGAAGGACACAUUGAAAUGGUGAAAUUUCUGCUCAGUAACGGUGCACAUGUUGACGCUAAAGACAGAUGGGAAGCCGCACUGUUAACUCGGGCAGCAUCACUUGCGAACAUUACCCUCGUUCAGACUCUCCUGGACGCUGGUGCAGCAGUAAACGCCAACGGCUCUGAUCGUAUAUGUCCGGCAUUGGAAGCGGCCGCAAUACGUGGUUCCACCGAGAUCUUACGACGUUUGGUGCAGGCUGGUGCGAAUGCUUCUGGAACAGACUCGGGGAACGCACUAUGUCACGCAGCGUAUCACGGACGCCUCGACACGGUCCACAUACUACUAGAAGCUGGUGCUGCCGUGAAUACCUCAGCAGAACAUCAUGAUAUUGUUCGUGGGUUCGACGAUGACGAAAUAUCUCGCGGAAAUAUGAGCGCGAUCCACUUCUGCGUUGUUGGAGGCUCCGUUCACAUAGCCGCCCUACUUGUCCGCUGGGGUGCAGAUGUCAAUACGCGGGCAAGUAUCUUGCCAGAUUGUAGUCGGCGUGAGCUUCGGUACAUGAGGCGAGAAGGAAGAUGGCUUGCGCCACUUUCACCGCUCGAGGAGGCAGCUUCCCGCGGUCAACUCGACAUGCUGCAGCUGUUGCUUGACUCUGGGGCAAGAACACAUGGUGACGGGGCGCGCCAGUACAGACGGGCGCUAGGUUACGCCCGACGGGGAUGCAAUCAUGCUGCCGUGGAACUCCUCAAGAAGCACCAUGCUGCGGAAGGUGAGGUGAGACCCCCGGACGGAUUCGGCGACGUGAAUGGGCUUCAGGGGGAAUCCGAAGACUUUCCAUGGGCGUAG